This is a messenger RNA of Lagenorhynchus albirostris (white-beaked dolphin), 744 nucleotides long. RefSeq names its product LYR motif containing 7 (gene LYRM7). The record is from RefSeq and is a predicted model, not a curated record. The transcript is spliced from 6 exons. Lineage: Eukaryota; Metazoa; Chordata; Mammalia; Artiodactyla; Delphinidae. Gene Ontology annotation, biological process: mitochondrial respiratory chain complex III assembly. Bases 115 to 546 code for a protein of 143 amino acids.
CUCGUUAAGAACGUGCCUACGGGGUGUUGGACCGUCCACACCAGGCGGUGACUGGUUGCAGAGAGGCGGGGCGACUCGACCGCUGGAGAAGUAGCCGCAGCUGUGAGGAGAGCCAUGAGUCAGGCGGCCAAGGUUUUACAGCUCUUUAAAACACUGCACAGGACCAGACAACAAGUUUUUAAAAAUGAUGCUAGGGCAUUAGAAGCAGCCAGAAUAAAGAUAAAUGAAGAAUUCAAAUGUAAUAAAAGUGAAACUUCUCCUAAGAAAAUAGAAGAGCUAAUAAAAAUAGGUUCUGAUGUUGAGCUGAUACUCAGAACAUCUGUUAUACAAGGUAUUCACACAGACCACAAUACGCUGAAGCACAGGCUCCGGACUCGCAGCCUCAGCGGCCAUGGCUCACGGGCCCAGCCGCUCCGUGGCAUGCGGGAUCCUCCCGGACCGGGGCACGAACCCGUGUCCCCUGCAUCGGCAGGCGGACUCUCAACCACUGCACCACCAGGGAAGCCCGACCUUGUUCUUUUUGAAGAAUAUAGAAUUGGUCCCUAGGAAAGACCUUCUUAUAGAAAAUGUGCCAUAUUGUGAUGCACCAACUCAGAAGCAAUGAAUUUUUCUCGAAUAAAAUUAAGUCUUUAUCAUUUUUAAUUUUAAAGUAUAUAACUCUGGCUAAACUCCUGGAAAUGCAAAUAUUUUUCUCUGAAAUGGCAUAUUGAAAUUGAGUGCAUUAAAUUAUAGUUUCAUAAUUAA